ACAGGUGAAAGUUGGUAUUAAUGAAUAAACAUAGGAGUAAAAUGUUAUAUUUAAAAAAAAACAACAGGUGAAAGUUGGUAUUAAUGAAUAAACAUAGGAGUAAAAUGUUAUAUUUAAAAAAAAACGAACCCUAAUUCACUCUUUCUUCCUUCGUGCGCCACUCUCUCUCUCUCUCCCUCUUUUUCCUCUCGGCCUAAUCUUUUACAGUCGUCGCUCUGGUCAUCAUCAACAUCAGCAUCGUCUUCUUCUUUCAGGCUCUCAUCUCACACACUCGCACUUUUCUUCUUCAAGUCUCAUCUCACCCUCUCGCGACCUCUGUCUGUCACGAUCCCCCACGCGCCAAUCUGAUCGCUGACCCGCAAACGGACCCAGCUACUUGCCACCGUCGCCACCAGUUUGCCGCCAGUUCGCAACCAGCUCGCCACCGUCGGCUAUACGGGCAUCGGGGUCUUGCCCAAUGAAAAGCAGCAUAUUUUUUGGCAUGGAUAAAAGUUGUCUACUUGGGUUGUGAGAUUCUGUUGAGUUUCUGAAAAUGGAUAACUCCAAAAAUAGGCAGAAUGACCAUUUGGGUGUGAAUAAAUUGGGGAAGAAUAUAAGGAAGAGUCCACUACACCAACCCAACUUUAAUAACAAUGCUACCAGACAACAGCCUCAGCCUCAGGUUUACAACAUAAGUAAGAAUGAUUUUCGCAACAUUGUUCAGCAGCUCACUGGUUCCCCAUCACAAGACCCUUUGCCUAGACCUCCCCAUAAUCCACCAAAACCACAAAGUAUGCGGUUGCAAAAGAUUCGACCUCCCCCUUUAACACCAAUUAAUCGCCCCCCCCUUAUCCCUCCUCCUGUACCUAUGUCGGUUGCUCCUCCCCCAGUUUCAUACAACAAUAGCUUUGUUAGGCCUCCUCAAUUCGGACAACUACAGUCUCCAAUGCCAUUGCAGCCAUUGACACCUGGGGAUACAGUUUGGGCUAAUACAGCUGAAUCUCCCAUCACAGCAUACAUGAAAUAUCUUCAAAAUUCAUUCCUAGACCCAUCUCCUAGGGGAAACUUUGGUCAGUCACAUCCACAUCAACAUCAACAUCAACAACCACCUCCACCUGGUCAACCUCAGACACAGCAACCAGGGCUACUUCCCAACCCCUCAAUGCCUCAUGCUUUCCCUUCCCCAAGAAUGAGUGGCCCUCUACCACCACCACCCGUGCAUAAUUUCCCUUCACCGCAAUUUGGUGGUCCUCCUCUUUUACCCUCUCCAACUUCACAGUUUCUACUCCCGUCCCCAACCGGUUACUUCAAUUUGUUGUCACCACGUUCCCCCUACCCAUUGCUUUCUCCGGGGAUGCAAUUUCCACCCUUGACCCCUAAUUUUGCAUUUAGCCCGAUGGGUCAAACCGGGAUAUUAGGUCCAGGUCCUCAACCUCCACCUUCUCCUGGCCUUGUUUUUCCCUUGUCGCCAUCAGGUUUUUUUCCCAUCUCAAGUCCAAGAUGGAGGGAUCAAUAGUUGUCACAACAAUUGUCAUCUUUGGGAAGCACUUAUUCACGAGAUAGUUCCUUGUGUGGGUGAAUAGUUCGCAAGAGCUUCUUUAAAAAAAUUGUAAUGUAAACUUGUGGAUUAAACCAACUUUUCUAUUUCUAGUGUCCAUUUCUCCCCAUUUUCAUCUGAUUUUGUUGACAACCUUAGUGCAGCUGUUUUGAAUUUUGGAUAUGGUAGGAACUGCUGUCCUUUUAUUUUUGUACAAGAUUCACAGUGUACACAAUGUAGUGGGAUCAGACAACUCAUCUGAACAAUUGGACAGGAGAUGUAACAUGAAAGGAGAUAGGAUUACAGGCAUUAUAAUUUCUAGCCUUAUAGAAAAAUUCUUGUAUUUUUGCAUUAUGCUGUAUCAAUUCAUAGUUGGAAGUGAAUUAAUUCUUCAUGUAACGGGCAUGUGAAAAGAAAUCUAAUGGUAGCUUCAUUAUGUU
Messenger RNA from Humulus lupulus (European hop), 1956 nucleotides. RefSeq names its product protein HAIKU1-like. The coding region runs from base 533 to 1495 and encodes 320 amino acids. Lineage: Eukaryota; Viridiplantae; Streptophyta; Magnoliopsida; Rosales; Cannabaceae. The record is from RefSeq and is a predicted model, not a curated record. The transcript has 2 exons.